AUGGCGAAAGGAAAGGCAACCGACAAGAAGGCGCCAGCCCCGGCCAAGGGGAAGGGAGGCAAGCCGGACAAGGACGACAAGCAAGUCAAGGGCGCGCAGUCCAUCAAUGUGCGCCACAUUCUCUGUGAGAAGCAUGCGAAGAAGGAGGAGGCCCUGGCUAAGCUGAGGGACGGUGCCAAGUUCGACGAGGUCGCCCGCGAAUUCUCAGAGGACAAGGCGAGGCAGGCUAACCGACUGUGCGCUCGUGUUGUUAGGUGGUGCCCUUGGAUGGAAGACGAGAGGGAGCCUUGCCCCCAGUUUGAAGAGGUUGCCUUUAACCUGGAGGCGAGUUCAACGGGUAACCCCAAGAUUGGGGAGGCCAAGACGGAGUUUGGAUACCACAUCAUCAUGGUCGAGGGAAGGAAAUAA
Molecule: messenger RNA, 408 nt
Organism: Parascedosporium putredinis
Lineage: Eukaryota; Fungi; Ascomycota; Sordariomycetes; Microascales; Microascaceae
Source: the annotation of a GenBank genome assembly